CGGUCCAGUACCUGGAGCUCCGCAAGAGAUGCCAACAAAGCCACCAGCCGCUCCGGCCCCCGGUGGCACCCCACGCGUGUCCGCGGCGCUCAUACACGGUGCUCAGCAGCUGUCUGACAUCUUCGAGAGGCGCACCGCAGUGCUCAAGGCCCAUUACGAGGAACGCAUCCGAGCAAUCACCGCCGAGCGUGACAUAUUGCUUGCGGCUACGCAGACCCAAGCGCGAGAUACGGGGCCACACCCGGACGCAUCGGAACUGGAGGCCCUUCGCGCGGAGCGUCUCACAUGGCUACAGGAACGCGCUCAGCACGAGCAGCAACGCAAGCUCUGGGAGCAGGAGCGACAAUCAUGGGCUCUGGAAAGGGCGAAGCUGGGCGAGGAACGGGUGGCGAGGGACGCUGAACGCGUGCAGCGGGAGGAAACCGUUGCGCGGUUGACUCACGAGCGCGAUCUAGUCCUUCAAGAGCGCGAACAACGCCGCAAAGCUCAUCAGGACCUCCAAGACGAAAUGGCGAGCCUGCGGCAUGAGCUGCAGGUGAACAAGUCUGGCUACGGGGCGCUUCAAGAGCAGCUAGCUCUCAGAAACUCGUCGAUGCUCGCUCUGGAGACGCGGGUACGGCAGCUCGAGGCUGAAAGGAGUGGUUUUUCUGGGCAUGCGGGGUCGCCGACUGAGGCUAACGCACCCGUUGCGCCGCCGCACGACGAUGCUGAUGGAGUUGAAGGUCAACAAACUACCUUCGAUCCAUUAGAUUUCACCCGGUCGCCGCUCCAUUCCCCGGCGCGCAGCAGUACCCUCCUGACCACCGAGGGCACUAUGUCGACUCUAGAGUCGCAUUCUCCGCAUCCGACGCCCAUGCAGGUAUGUUCGCCACCGCUGGUGCCGUUCCCAUUCGACUCGACGCUCAACCUGUCGCCGACGUUCUCGCGCUCGCUUCCGCCACUGCAGCUAGAUGCGCCCGUCCCGCAGUCGUCUACCAUCACGUUGCGACUCGACACCCCGUCGUCUCCUGCGAAGUCGACGAUCGGGGGGAGCGUGCACGGCGAUGUGUUCAUGGACGAUGCUGCUGCGGGGCCUGUUUCAGUUUCGGGGUCAAGUAGCUCAUUUCGAUCGCGAUCCUCGACUUCGGUCGUCGCCACACCAUCGAGACGGCUAGUGAUCAGGAUCCCUCUUUCUAAUGGAAAUAUCCGGAAGCCUCUGAAGCCUCUCCCUCCCCGAUUCACCGAAGAGGAGAAGCUAGACGUUGUUCAUGUCCCUCGCUUGCCCGAGUCCGAUGACGAUGACGACGGAACGGACACUGCCUCGAGUGAUGAUGAAUCGGUAGAAGGCUUUUAGAAGGCACCGGACUUCUUAUGGGCGAGCACACCUUUCGAUUACUAGGAUGGAGCCACGGCUUCCAUCUAAUUUCUAGUCUCCCACUUCAUUCGGAUUCUCUCUAGUCGUCACUCGCUAUGUCUGCGUUAUGCUGUUUCGUCACACUCCUAUACUGCUGUUUGCUGCUCCUUCGCUAUCUAAGAUUAAUCCACGUCUUUCCACUCUCGCGCACUUUCGAAGAUUAUCCUUAACACGUACGGACGAAGCUUCAGAGCCCAAGUGAGGUCCAUGACUUACGGUAGCCUAGUACACUCGAAUUUAAC
Dichomitus squalens LYAD-421 SS1 is the source of this 1635-nucleotide messenger RNA. RefSeq lists its product as uncharacterized. The record is from RefSeq and is a predicted model, not a curated record. The transcript has 3 exons. The coding region runs from base 29 to 1333 and encodes 434 amino acids. Lineage: Eukaryota; Fungi; Basidiomycota; Agaricomycetes; Polyporales; Polyporaceae.